Molecule: messenger RNA, 1020 nt
Organism: Paramuricea clavata
Lineage: Eukaryota; Metazoa; Cnidaria; Anthozoa; Malacalcyonacea; Plexauridae
Source: the annotation of a GenBank genome assembly
GCAGAUAUACGAUGAAAACAAUGUGUCAAUUCGUAAUUGUGGUCUUUGUAUUAUAUUUUUGCGAACAGAUUGAUUCCGCGUGAGUAUUUCAGUUCACAACUUUGAUUACGUAUAACAGUAAUUUCCUCCAAUGUCCAUAUGUUGAUAGAAUUUUUUUUAGAAUUUUUAAUGAAUUUCGUACAAUUUUUUUUUACACACAAAUUUUAAAGACAAUUAGAUAAGAUAUAUACAUAAUAUUAUUGAAAAAAAGAAGGAAAAAAAAUAUAAUACAUAUUGCACGCAGUGAUCAAAGUAGCAAUAAGCUUUCGAGUUGAUCACUGCCUCAUUAAAUUAUUUUAGAGAAAGUUUAACAAGAUAUUUAUAUAUGACAAAUUAAAUACAAUAUCAUUGCCUCAAGGAAUUAGAGGGGGGUGUUUGUGAAAUAAUUAGGAAUUGAGUAUAUCUUUUUCUAAAUAUUGACAUUGAAUUUGAUCGUUUGAUUUCAGGAUUAAUAGACUCCCAAAUUUGUGAUGAAAUAAAUUUAAAUGUUUGUAUUCCAUAAUUAGUUCGUGCUUUUGGUCUACUUAAAUUCUGUCUGCUAGCAAAUCUGGUAUUAUGAGAGUGUUGAGCGGAUACAACCUUAAUACUACUGGCAAAUACUGACGGGACAUCAUUUGUUUCUGCUAGAAUUUUGUAAACAAAAGUUGCUAUUUUCAAUUGAAAAACAUUGAAAAACAUAUCAUGGUUCUGUUGAAUUUUAGAUCUGUUGAAAUGAAACGAAGCAUUGUGCAGGAUGGACAAAAUGGGACGAUGUUUGCUGUCCAGCACAGCCUAUUUUGUGACAUAUACAGAGACUUAAGUCCAAGACAACACAAUAUUUGUCGAAACAAUUUGCUUUUAAUGGAAAGUGUUAUUGAGGGUGCUAGAUUGGCAAGACAAGAAUGUAUUAAACAGUUUAAUAAUGAACGAUGGGAUUGUUCGAGCAUUUCAGGAAAAUCUACAGCGCUUGGCCUAAUGACAAAAUAUGGUAAGUGCAUGUAA